GCUUUAAUAGAUCUGAAUCCAUAAAAGGGAAAGUACGUUUCCAUAGCAACUUUUUAGAAAUUUAUUAAAAAAUUAUUAUGCUUAAUUAGGCUCUCCAUUGGUACUGAAAUUUUUCUAUUAUAUUUUUCACUAUCAUGUAAUAGGAACUUUUGGCUUAUAUGCCGUCCUACGAAUGGACGUACAAGUAUACGAGUAUAUUUGCUAAGUGUCAUAGAAUUUGUUUAGUUUUGUGGAGAAUAAUAUCAUUCUAAGGUUGCAAUAAUGGUUAAUGAUAGGAAUCCAUCUACACAUAAUAUGUUACUAGGAUUUAUUGCAGGCAUUUCAACAGUAUUGGCAUUGGCUUUAUUAAUGUUCUGCCUCUUCUGGAAAAGGGUCAUUCCAUUUUUUAACAAACCUAAGAAUUUGAAAGGAAAGGAGUUUGAAAGCUUGAAAUAUGAAAAAAUAUCUAUAAGAUGUUUUAAUCUUGAGGAACUAGAGAGAGCUACCAAAAAUUUUAGCCAAGAUUGCUUAUUGGGUUCUGGUGCAUUUGGUAAUGUUUAUAAGGGAACCUUUGAGUUAGAAGGAAUAUUAGCCAUAAAGAGAUCUCAUUCUGAAUCAUUCUUAAGUGUUGAGGAAUUCAGAAAUGAGGUUCGGCUUCUUUCAGCAGUAAAGCACAAGAAUCUUAUUGGUCUAGUUGGAUAUUGUGAAGAACCAGAACGAGAAGGAGCAAAAAUACUAGUCUAUGAAUAUGUUCCAAAUGGUUCACUUCUGGAGUACAUGAUAGGAAACACAAGGAGAAGCUUAACUUGGAAACAGAGAAUCAACAUAGCAAUAGGAGCAGCUAAAGGCAUAGCUUAUUUGCAUGAAGAGAUGAAGCCAAGUAUAAUUCACCGUGACAUAAAACCAAGUAACAUUCUAUUAGGGGAAAAUUUUGAGGCUAAAGUUUCAGAUUUUGGGUUGGUAAAAUCAGGGCCAACUGGUGAUCAAUCACAUGUUAGUAGCCAAAUCAAAGGGACACCAGGGUACCUUGACCCUGCAUAUUGUUCAAGCUGCCAUUUGACCAAAUUCAGUGAUGUGUAUAGUUUUGGUGUCAUACUUUUGCAACUUAUUUCAGCUAGGCCUGCCGUGGAUAAUGCUGAAAAUCAAAGUAACCAACAUAUUAUUGAUUGGGCAAGGCCUAGCAUAGAGAAGGGUAAUAUUGACGAAAUCAUGGAUGCAAAUCUAUUUUGUCAAAGUGAGCCAUGCAAUAUGAAAGUCAUGUUGAAGAUGGGGCAACUUGCAAUAAAAUGUAUAGCUCAAGAACCAAAACAUCGUCCCACAAUGACACAAGUUUGUAAAGAACUAGAGCAAGCCCAUUAUUCAGAUGAUAGCUUCAGUAACAAGGAACCAGAGACACGUGGAUCAGUGGAACGCUAUGAUUGUUCACAGAGCUUUGUGAGCUUAGAUGGUGUAGGAUUAGAGAAAUUUCAUGUUGAUAUGGAUAGCUUCUCCUUUAAGAGCACAAACUUAAGGUGUCUAGAAAAUAAUAGCUUUAGUAUUGAUAUUGACAAGAACAAUGUGAGUAGAAUAUAAUAGAAGCUAAGGUGUUAUAUGAAUUACAAUUAUCAACCCUUUUCUAUCUUUCAAUUCAAGACAUAUCAGGGUAAAUCAAUAGCUUUAAUGUACUAAGUUGUAAGAUAGUAUAAAAUGGAGUUGUAAAGAAGUUGAUAUACUUAGAAACUAGUAAUAUUAAGAGA
Cicer arietinum (chickpea) is the source of this 1715-nucleotide messenger RNA. RefSeq names its product receptor-like cytoplasmic kinase 176. Gene Ontology annotation, molecular function: ATP binding; protein kinase activity. The record is from RefSeq and is a predicted model, not a curated record. NCBI's taxonomy places the organism in Eukaryota, Viridiplantae, Streptophyta, Magnoliopsida, Fabales, Fabaceae. Gene Ontology annotation, biological process: protein phosphorylation.